AUGACUCUCUACUACACUCUGGUCUUUGUGCUCUUGAUGGCGGAGAUGGCAACGUUCAUGCUCCUCAUCCUUCCUCUUCCCUACACAAUCAAGCGCAAGCUUCUCACCUUUAUUUCCGAGAGUCCUUUUGUUGCGAAAAUUCAAUACUGGAUGAAAAUCACCUUUAUCUUCAUCCUCAUUCUCUUCAUCGAUAGUGUCAAUCGUGUCUACCGUGUCCAGGUCGACCUCGCCUUGGCAACAGAGAACUCCAAGAACGGCCCCGCGGCCGUCAUGGGUCACGAGCGCCUCGAAGUCCAGGCCCGCAAGUUCUACUCUCAGCGCAACAUGUACCUUUGCGGCUUCACUCUCUUCCUUUCCCUAAUCCUGAACCGCACAUACGUCAUGAUUCUCGAGGUCGUCCUGCUCGAGGACCGCCUACGCGCUUAUGAAAGCAGCACGGGCAAGAAGGUUGAUCCCGCUUCCGUUUACGAGAAGGAGAAGCUUCGAAGGGAGCUGGCCGCCAAGGAGACUGACAUGCAGGCUCUUAAGAAGCAAGCCGAGGGCCUCCAAAGGGAGUACAACAACCUCGGCGAUAAGCUCUCCGAAGGCCAGGGAACCGAGGCCAAGAAGACCAAAUAA
Molecule: messenger RNA, 618 nt
Organism: Parascedosporium putredinis
Lineage: Eukaryota; Fungi; Ascomycota; Sordariomycetes; Microascales; Microascaceae
Source: the annotation of a GenBank genome assembly